Messenger RNA from Debaryomyces fabryi, 3144 nucleotides. RefSeq lists its product as uncharacterized. The coding region runs from base 1 to 3144 and encodes 1047 amino acids. Gene Ontology annotation, cellular component: nuclear envelope; cytosol. Gene Ontology annotation, biological process: protein import into nucleus. Gene Ontology annotation, molecular function: small GTPase binding. The record is from RefSeq and is a predicted model, not a curated record. The transcript has a single exon. NCBI's taxonomy places the organism in Eukaryota, Fungi, Ascomycota, Pichiomycetes, Serinales, Debaryomycetaceae.
AUGGAUCACUCUCAGGUUGUUUUAAAUUCGGUGGUUAACCAGAAUAGCCCAGAUAACAACAUCCGGAAGAAUGCUGAGAUAGAAUUCAAUCAUAUGUGUGACCAGGAUCCAUCUUCAGUGAUUUAUAUCUUAAAUCAGCUGUCGUUAAAUGAAGAAUUGCCAAUAGAUCUUAGGCAAUCAUGCUUAUUGCAUUUGCGAAGAAUGGUUCCUAAGUAUUGGUCAUUAGCAUUCCAAUCAUUUAUUGGACCACCUAUCAACCAAGAAUUGAAACAAGUGGUAAGACAAAGUUCUAUUCAAUUGGCAACUUCAACUGAUAACUCUAAGUUAAGGUCGGGAAGUUCGUAUGUUAUUGUCCAAAUUGCAGCAUCUGACUACCCUGAUGAGUGGCCAGACUUGUUGAAUCAAUUGUUUAUCCAGACAACAAACUACGAUAAUAGAAAUGCAAUGAUCGGUGGUUUGAGUGUCCUAAAUGACUUAUUUGAUGACUUAAUUUCAGAAGACCAAUUUUGGGAUGGCGGCGUAGGUGGAGAAUUAACUAAUCAUAUUAUCAAAUUGUUAAAUAAUGAGACUAUUGAAUCUGACAUCAAAACCACUUGUAUCAAAUUGUACCAAAGCAUCUUAAAUGUGUUACAGAGUCCUGAAUCAUUCACAACUGAUCAGAGGAAAAAUUCAGUUUAUCAGCAUGUAACUUCAUCGGUGGAUUUAUUUGUCUCUCUUUUGGAUAAAUCUAUUGCAACUUCGAUUUCUACAGCUGGUAAUCCGUUGAUAUUAAGUGCUAUUUAUUUCAGAACGUACAUUUACAAGACCUUAAAUAGCUUUUUGGGAAGUUUUAACAAAAGAAUUAAGUUAGACAUAAAGCAGACUUUAAUGGGACUUAUAUUAAAAGACUUCAAGUAUGUAUCGAAGUAUUAUAGAAGUGUUGUGGUGUUCGAAGAUAAUAAUUCAGCAAUAGUGACAACCCCGGAUUCAUCGCUGCCUACUGAUAAACUUUCAAAUUUAAUCAUAGAGCUUUUGCUGACGGUAUCUGUUUUGCAAAAUGAUAUUCAUAUCUCGGACGACAUGAAUGCUUUACAUGAAUUUAUUCAAGAUGUAGUUGAGUGUUCAUUAUUACCAAAAGAAACCAUACAACAGUAUGAGGCUGAUUUCAAUAUAUACGUAACUGAUAUAACUGGCUUAUCUUCAACUGCGACAGUACGUGAGUCAGUUAAUGAGUUAUUAUCUGAAUUGAAUGAUCGAGAUGCAAGUCUGGUGUUCAAUUUAAUUACUCAGUAUAUGACUUCAGCCGAUAAUUCAAAAUGGGAAUUAAAGGAAUGUUACUUGUAUUUAUUCGAAAGUUUAUUAAUGAAUGAAGAUACUACAAACCUUGGAAAAAAUGCUUCUUUAACAGACUUAUUAAAUAUUGCAACAAAAUUCAUAUCAUAUGAAAAUUCUAUACAGAAUCACCACUUGGUCACUUCUAGAUGUUUUCUUCUUUUGCCAAAAUUUUUUUCGAAAUUUGAGGAUGAAUUAUCAGUAGAUAGUUUCGGUAUUAAGGCUUUUGUGGACAUGAUCAAAUUUACUUCUGACUAUAAUGAUAGUGACGAUGAUUUAUUUGCUUUGGUCAAAGUUAGUGUCUUAGUUAGUUGCACAUUCUAUAAACAAUUGUUAAAUUUUGAUAAGUCAUUAGAAGUUUCCACCAUUCAAGAAGUACAGUUAGCCAUUUUCCAAAUUACGUUGUCAUUAGUUGAGGAAAGUGAAGAAGAUAGUUUGCCUGCAUUAUUGGAAGCAAUUACUGUUGGAAUAGAUUUAGGUAACGAAUAUGCUUCAAGAGUUAUUGUUUCAAAUGAAACUAGUGUUAUAGGAUUAAUUUUCAAAAUUUCUUUUCAAGACUCUGCCAAUCUUCAAUUGACUGUCGAUUCAUCAGAAUGUUUAAGAGCUUUAUUAGCUAAUAUAUCAAUUAAUGAUUACAUGGCAAGCUGCGAGAAGUCAUUGCCAUUUAUCUUAACUAUAAUUCAGAAUUCCCUCUCCAACGGAAAAGCGGAAUAUUCACCUGAUUUAGAUUUAGCAUUAGAAUUGCUUAGUGUAAUCAUUGAUUCAUCGCCUGCAAACAAUGAAUUUCCUAAUGAAAUUUUCAAUUUUACUUUUCCAGUCUUGAAUAAGUUGAUUCUUGUUUCGACUGACGACCAAAUAUUACAGAGUGCUGGUCAGGUAUUUAACAAUAUAUUGCAAAAGGCAUCAAAAUCAUUUAUAGACUAUACUGAUGCUGAAACCAAGAAAUCUGGAAUGGACUUGUUAUUAACAAUUGUCUCCAAGUUCCUUUCGCCGGAUUUGUCCGAUAGUGCUGCUAUGGAUUGUGGUUCUAUUGUAUUAUCAUUGAUUAACAAAUUUCAAUCUUACUUAAGCAAUGAUUUCUUAACCCAAAUCCUUGAAGCUACUGUUCGAAGAUUGGUAUCUGCAAAAGAGGUCAUCACCAUUGAAAACUUGAUCAUGGUAUUUUGCAACUUAGUUUUAACUUCAUCUUCGGAUAUGAUUAAUUUUUUGAGCAAUAGCAUUAAGCUCGAAGAUCCAAAAACGGGCGAAACAAAAUCUGGUCUUGCGCUUGUUUUACCUAUAUGGUUCCAAUCAUUUGAGAUAACUAGAGGGUAUGAAAAAAUCAAGCAAAAUACUUUAGCUUUAGGUAAGAUUUUUACACUAAAUUCGGAGAGUGUCCAAUCAUUGAUUGUCGAUGGCGAUAUUAUUCCAUAUCAGGGUGACUUAAUUCGUACAAGAUCCAUGACAAAGGCUAUGCCAGAUCAGUACACUCAAAUUUCAGCCCCACAAAAGAUAUUAAAGCUUUUAAUCAGCGAAUUGAACUUUCAGUGUCAACAACCAAAUGCUAACGAUUAUUUGCCUGAAGCUGAAGAAGAUGUAGAAGAUAAGAGGGAUGAUGAAGGAUGGGAAGAUAUGGAUGAUAUUGGGGUACCAAAUUAUGAGAAGUUGAAAUCAUAUGUUGACUCAGACAAUGAUGAAGAGUAUGAUGACCAGAAAGGUAAUGACGAUUUAAAGAUUAUCUUAGUUCAAUUUUUCAAAGAAUGUACUGCAAAAAACUUGGGCAACUUUCGUAAAUACUAUGAGUUAUUGGAUGAUGACGAAAAGAAAAUUUUAACUGAGAAUAUUGCUUUUUAG